Molecule: messenger RNA, 3926 nt
Organism: Lingula anatina
Lineage: Eukaryota; Metazoa; Brachiopoda; Lingulata; Lingulida; Lingulidae
Source: RefSeq, a predicted model, not a curated record
UCGAUUAAAACAUACCUGUAGUGUAUAGAUUAAGUGCUGAAUCUUCAAAAUUCGAGAAAUGGAUUUUUAUAUGACUAUUGUCCUUUAAUAUGGAACUGCCUGACUACAAUACUGAUUGUGAUGCAGGGGCUGAACAUCAUUCCAGAUGCAAAGCUAGCUGCCAGGGUGACGGAAGUGACUGCACUUUGUAGAUAUUUCCCCCGUAUAAUGAAGCUUUUCGGUUAUAAAAAAUCACAACUACGGCAAACAAAUUAAAACUCGGAGCUCUGUUCCACAAAAGUGCUAAGUCAGUUUUUUGGGAUAACACUAAGAUUAAGCUGACUAAAGUAUUUUAAGCAUAAAAUGUAAGUUUUUUUUAUGUAAAUCAAGAACCAAGAGUGAAAAAUUAGCUGCGCAUUGAAACAACACGAGUAGGAGUACACCAGCCUUUAUAUAAGUAGAAUAGUAUUCUUUAAGUUAACAUGUUCGGGUAUAUAUUAUGACAAAUCGAUUUUAUCGUGAUCAGUCAAUUUAUAUCUCGAAGAUUUUAUGAAUACAAUUAUGUACUUGUCUUACUCUUUAACAGUCGAAGUAAUGGUCCUCCAUAACACCGCAUGACAAUAAAUUCACUGAAUAUCAACAUACGUAAUAUCCCAAAAUAACCCCAUUGUUCGUCACAAAUACUACAAGCGAUCAAUGGAGACCUAGAUUCCUAUAUUGUAAUAUGACGAGCUCAAUGUCAGAACUAGGAAUUUUAGUGCAGCUAUGGAUUGGGCUGUCCUUGUAAAAUGGUCUACUGUUCUAAAUUCUUCCACUGUUGUAAUUUCUGCUAACUCCUCCUAAACCACUGAAGUAAGGUAGCCCAGUCGAUAUAAACAGACCUAUUACCAAAUAGAUGGAUUUUUACAUAAAGCAUUUUUCAGGAUACCUUUAAAAUGUUAUAUUGACUCUUAUUUGCAACCAUUUUACAUGUGAAACCAAAGGCAUUGCCAUAAAUAUCAAGGGAAUGGUGUUUCUGAAGGUGAGCUACUCAAUAUGGGAAAGUGCGGGAAUAUCCCUUACGAAAAAGUCCUAUAGGAUCCUCUCAAAAAUGGAAUAGCAUGUUCAUUUCUAGGUUCAUCUGUGGCCAGACCUUAUGGACUACAACUCCUCAAAGCAAAAACGAGCAUGUUUCAGUGGAAGGUAUAUUUAUUAUUGUGCAUGACUUACAACACCUGAUACAAGAAGACAACUGUUUUGUAGAAAUCUUUUGUCUGUGAUUUUAAGAAAAAAACCUGUAGCUGCAUGUUAAUUAUAUCCGGUACCAGGUAGGGUACCAGAAUAACAGACAGCUUGCCUUCACUGCCUGGACCAGUGUUAGAGACAUCGUAAACAAACACAUAUUUCACUGGUCAUACUGGUACUUUCAUAUUUUCCUAAGCGUUAUAUUGAUAUACAUUAUCAUAGUUAGAGAGGCCGUAAACAAAUACAUAUUUCAUUAGUCACACUAAGUUUCAUACUUUCCUAAGUGUUAUAAUGAUAUACAUUAUCAUAGUUAGAGAGGCCGUAAACAAAAACAUAUUUCAUUAGUCACACUGGAAGUUUCAUACUUUCCCUAGCGUUAUAUUGGUAUACAUUAUCAGUGUUAGAGAGGCCGUAAACAAACAUAUUUCAUUAGUCACAAUGGAAGUUUCAUUCUUUCCCUAGCGUUAUAUUGAUAUACAUUAUCAGUGUUAGAGAGGCCGUAAACAAACACAUAUUCCAUUAAUCCUCCUGGUAUCUCAUGUUUUCCUAAGCGUUAUGUUGGUAUCCAUUACCAUUGCAAGUAGUUGAGCUGUUUUAAUGUACAGUUGAAAUAAGUAAACCUAUCUAUGGUUCUCUGUAAAUUACAUUCGAAGGCUUAGGGUGAGUUUUAUGUCUGUUAAUAUUGGAUAUUAACCCACCACUCCUCUCCUUACUCGAACCUAGGACUGAAUCGAAGUCAACUUAUAUAAACUCUACACUUAGGAAAAUAUAAUAUUUGGAUCAGAUAAGGAACACAUGUGCGACAAAGUUGCCGCAAACCGAACAUGUUGCAAUGGAAAUUGCAGGUUUUUCUAACAAAAUAAGAGUUGCAGGUUUAUUAGUUCUUUGUGGGAAGUGUGACGUUUACUUGGUAUUUGAAAGAAAUUUACAAAAAUUUUGAAGGUAACUAACAGUAUGUGAUAAAUUAACGAAAAGCUUAGACAUUGUCUAACAAUUUUUGAGAAGUUCGCAAAAACCUAGGCAUUAAUCUUACAGGUUAUGAAGAAAAUACAAGAAACUUAUAAGUUUACCUAGAGUUUGCGAAUAGUUGGCAAGAAACAUUGAAGUUUUGAUAGCAUGAUUGUACCAGAAAGAGUACCGCGCAUCAAAUACAGCAUAACAGUACAGCUUGCCUUCACUGUCUGGGUCAGAUUUAGAGAAGUCGUAAACAAACACAUUUUCCAUUAGUCUUGCUGUAGUUUCAUAUUUUCCUAACUAUUAUACUGGUAUCCAUUACCAUUUGAAGCAGUAGGCUGUAUCAAUGUACAGUUGAAAUAAACUUAUCUAUGAUUCUCCAAAAUUACAUAGAAUGGCUAAAGAUGCGUCUCUGUAUGUUAAUUUUGUACAUUAAUCCACUACUUAUCACCUUACUCAGCACCUGACACUCGAACGGGGCUCUGAAAAUGACAUUUCGACCAACAACCUGGCGCUGGGCAAGACGGUUAAUUGUACUUUUUGACUUAAUCAGAUGUUUCUAACCAUGGGUUUGAAUGUUUAGCCAACUGUGAAUAGUACUGGACCAAUAUGUACCUCACAAGAUUUCGGUCACACCCUGGCCUUCCUCAUUGAAUGUGAUUAUGAAAUAUAUAGCUUCAGUAUUGCACAGAAAUUGAAAGUUUUAAAAUAUGAUUGAUAUCAAUAAAUAACUGUCCUGAGUACCAGGGCAAUGUAAAGCUAGCUUGCUCACUAUACCUUUUCAUGUGUUGGCUUAACAGUACCACUGAAGAAUAGUGUCCUGCAGUGAAUCUGCAGUUGAAUGUAAUAAGUUCAAAAUGAGACGAAAACAGGUUUAAUUUUGCAUUAUUUAAUUUUAUUCACUGUAUUCACUGUUAUAUUCACUGUAUCAAAAAAAGCAUUUGUUCCUGAAGAUAUAAACACAAUAGACGUGAUUGUCGUGUGCCAAGUUUGAGAGCUGUAGCCGAUACCACUAUAAGGAGUGCACAAUGGCUAUACCAAAAAACAGUUUUUUAAAGCAGUGCUUGUGUUGUGGUACUGAUUUCAGAUUGUGAGGUAUUCUUGGUUCAAACUUCAAACUCCGCGUCUUUGUCUUGAUUGUCUCUUCUGCACGAGACGACGUCAGCUCAAGCCGGGAAAGGCAGCUCAAGGCGGGGCAGAGCUUUGACGCAUGAGGCAUGUGACUUCCAAAUAUGGAAGCGCCCCAGCAUAAAAAUACAGACCACUAAAUCUGCUAAGGAGCGAUGAUUUUAUUGAUCUUCUCCAGCCUUGUUGUGGGGUUGAUGGCCAUUGGCAAUUACACUUAUGAGCCCGAUGUAACUUACUUUGGGUGCGGUCCCAACCCCUGCGCAAAUAAUGCGACAUGCAUAGAGGGUGAAGAUGCAAAUCCAACUUACUAUUACAAGUGCAAUUGUACCGAAGGUUAUUACGGAUACAAGUGCACCAUCGUUGAAUGUGGGAAAAAUGCCGUGUGCUUUAAUGCUACUAGUGGUUUACCCGUGAUUGAGAGAAAUGAUGUAUGCGAUGAAGAUAUUGGCCUUCACUGCAAAUGCAUAGAUGGAUUCGUAGGCGACGGGUUUACAUGCACCAAUAAGACGAAAUGAAGUUCUCCAAAAGGAAAUUAUCAAAGAACAGCACAGAUGGAAGCACAAUUAAUUUCGUUGGACAUGAAUUUUAAAAUAUCUGAGAUUAGUGUGUCAAUCCAAUCAUUAUAAUUGAAAAUAAAACAU